Lodderomyces oxycetoniae is the source of this 3354-nucleotide messenger RNA. RefSeq names its product exocyst subunit (gene SEC8). The record is from RefSeq and is a predicted model, not a curated record. Gene Ontology annotation, cellular component: exocyst. The transcript has a single exon. Gene Ontology annotation, biological process: exocytosis; Golgi to plasma membrane transport. The coding region runs from base 1 to 3354 and encodes 1117 amino acids. Lineage: Eukaryota; Fungi; Ascomycota; Pichiomycetes; Serinales; Debaryomycetaceae.
AUGCCUCCUCGAAGGCUUUCAUAUAGCAUUCCAUCACAGGAUUUACAAAAGGCAAAAGAUGCUAGUAUCGCAGACCUUAAAAUGGUCCAAAGUGAAAUCACGUAUGAUUGGCCACUUAUUUUGCAAGAUAAUGCUAACCCCAUAGAAAUGGCAAUUGCAUUAUUGGAUGAUACAUCCGUGGGCUUGGCUCAUAGGCUACAGGAGUUUUUGGCUAUAAAGAAUCGAACAGAAGGUGCCUUGCGCAACGUUGUCGAUGAACACUAUGAGUUGUUCAGUAAUAGUAUCGGCUCCUACAACAUGUUACUUUCAGCUCUUCAUCAAUCGGAGCAGGACUCAACAGCAAUAAGAAACUUUUUGGAGUCGUCUAAAAGGGAGGUGCAAGAUCGUACUACUAUUUUGCGAGAAUUAUCGCAAUCCUCAGCAAAAUAUGACGAAAUAAUUGUCCUAUUGGAUGCAAUCAAAGAAUUGAACAAAAUCCCCGACGAAAUAGAACACUUGAUUGCCGAUAAGAAAAUACACGAAGUGUAUGAUGUUAUAGCGAAUGGAUACAAAACAGCAGAGAAAUACGGUUUGUGGUCCUUGCCAGCUAUGAAUACUUUAAAAACAUAUCUUGAACAACAAUCAAACAAAUUACAUGACAUGAUAAUAGACGAGUUGCAAAACGAAAUCUACCUGAAAAAUGAUAGAUCAAUAAAUGCAAGUGGGGUCUCGGCAUGGCAGGUACUCAUAACUUCGAAAAGUCCGCAAAUGGCAUCCUUCAUAGCAUUACUAAAUCUGGAAAAUUUGGAACAAUACGUUUAUAACUCGGCAAACUUUGACAUAUCGGAAGUGGUAAACUAUUUGACGCAACCGGUAAACCAUUUUUUAUCUGUGCAACUACCAGAAUUACAUAGACAUAGCACAAGGAGUGAAGGGGGAGCCUUUGAUUAUAAGGUGCUAUUGGAAAGCACUCUGAGUUCCAGCAGCGAGUCAUAUUACUACAUUUAUAAACUUUUAUUAACAGCAUCAAAAUUGGGAAGAUUGGACCAGGUAAUUGGUGCUUUGAUUAGUAGCAAUCAACUGGAGUUGCACGGACUAAUUAUAAGAACUACCGAGGAGGUGAAAUCUAGAAAUGGUUACGCACUCUCGAAAUUAACAAAACUUCUGCAUUUGGAAAAAGACGCUUUGUUUGAUGUUUUAGCAGGCAACGCAUUUAGCGAUUCAGCUGUUGUUAUAUUGCAGGAAUUUUUCAGCUCCAUAAUUGUAAAAAUGUUGGCUACGUUUCAAAAACAUAAGGUUUUAAACGAAGUGGCAUUGCUUUUAUCGGGACGUAAACUGGAGUCUACUAGAGCUUCCGCUUCCGCUUCCGCUCCUGCUUCUGCUUCUGCUUCUGCUCCUGCUUCUGCUGCAUCCUCAAAUUCUGUGUCAAGAGAACUAAUGCAUAUAUGGAAUACAACAAAAAUUGAAUUACAAAAAUUGAUUCAGAGCUAUAUUCACAAUGAGGAAGCGUACACUUUAGGUAAUCAAAACAAUACCAGCUUGAUAUCUACAAAACAAAAAAACUUGUUCAAGUUUGAGAAUGUUGAUUGGAGCUCCACCAAAUCUGCACAGGAACUUGCUGUAUCGUUGAGUGACAUUUUUCCUGGAUUUCAUAUUGACGCUGAGGAGAAGGAGUCAAGGAAGGAGGAGGAACAAACAGAGACGAAGGAUGCAUUGGCCAUGAAGACUCCUUAUUUUGAAGAUGAAACGUUUGCUGAUCUACUUGAAAUUCUUGUGCCCAAAAACCUAUUCAACAUGAGGAUUAUUUUAGAACCGUUUCUAAUAUUUGUUGAAGGAGCCAAUAGACUUUUCACCAAUUUUGCUACGGACAAAAAGCAGUAUAACAAUAAUAAUAAUAAUAAUAGAACUGCUUUUGAGUUUUUCGACAAGUUUAUGAAGACCUAUUUUUUGACAUACUUUGAAAAUGCGAUUGAGUUUGUUUUUGAGAAGCAAAUAGGAGGUUACUUUGGUAAAGCAGAAGUUAUUGCUUCAGAACCUUCCGGGUUGAAAAUGGAUUUGGUUUCAUUAAGCCCCGAUUCUCACUUGAGAAUUCUUGGUGGGGAAAUUAUGCUGAAUAAUUUUGAGUCAAAACUCAUUAUUUAUGAGAAUGCUUAUAACUUUAAGGUAUUGUUCCUUGGCCUUUGUGUGAUCCUCAAUACUUCAUUGACUUAUAGAGAAGAAAUAUCAAAUAUGGCACUACGUACGUUGCAAUGCUUUGCUACCGAAUACAGCAAAUUGUUCCAAGAGAUAUUAGCGUCGAGUGAAGGGCAAUUGAAUAGAAGACCUGUUCUGCAGGUGAGCAAAUGGAUGAAAUUACAUGUACUUACCGAAAUAAGUGGUGACAUCUUGAUAUCGAAUAGUGAAAACAAUAAAGAAAACAUACCACAACUUGUAGAAGCCGAAAACAAUAUGAUGUUGUUUGAGAUCAAAAACUUGGUCAUCAACAAGGAUGACCUUCUUGACAGUGAGGCACUUUCUCAAGUUGUUCAUCUCUUGUUAACAGCAACAUGGUUGAUAUCGUGGUUGACUUUAGUGAAGAAGGAGUCAAACUAUAGCAUAUAUGACGAUGAACAUAAUGAGUCGGUAGAGAUUCCAACUGUAGAAAGAAUGAGGUACAACUGGUCGUUUUUAGAUAAUGGGCGGCCCUCGAUUACAUUCACGGCCAGUCCAAAUGAUAUUACUCAACAUGGUAUAUUUUUGGCCUUGAAUCAGGAGAAAAGUAUUGAGUUUGAAAGAAUUGUGAAUACGUUUGAGGCAAUAAGGGAUCAAACUGUUUUAGCUUUGAGAUAUGAGUUACGAAGCAAAGCCAUCCAUUAUAUUAGUUUGUCAUUCCAUGCGAUGGAAUGGGUACCGUCUACCGAACCCGGGGAUGCGGAUCCCUAUGUCGUUGCUUUAAACCAAGAAGUAUUUGCAAUCGACAAUAAGUUGACGAAAGUUUUGAGUGAAGAUGAAAAAGAAGGUAUAUUUGUUGGUUUUAGUCAAUUUCUUAAUGAACUAAUUAUCCUCAAAUCUUCACAAGUGCAAAAGAUUAAUAAUAAUGGAAUAAAGAGGAUAUUAUUGAACAUUUCAACGAUACAGCAAAUGUUGAGAAGUCUUUCACCAAAUCCAGGGCUUAUUGAUUUCAACAAAUCGUCGAUAUACUUUGAAAUGUUCACUCUCAAUGAAUUCAACUUGUUAAAUCGAAUUAAAACCAACUCGCAAAAUUUCACAAAGGAUCAAUACUACAAUCUUGCAAGGUUAAUCUAUAGUGAGAAGUUAGCCGACGGUAAUGGUUCUCAAUUCAACAAGGGCAAAUAUAGCGAGUUGGUGAGGAAAAUAGAUGAGCUGAUAGAAUAG